This is a messenger RNA of Chelonus insularis, 6558 nucleotides long. It is a transcript of the gene ab, whose product is annotated as abrupt. Lineage: Eukaryota; Metazoa; Arthropoda; Insecta; Hymenoptera; Braconidae. The transcript has 8 exons. The coding region runs from base 1246 to 3066 and encodes 606 amino acids. Gene Ontology annotation, biological process: regulation of transcription by RNA polymerase II. Gene Ontology annotation, molecular function: protein binding. Gene Ontology annotation, cellular component: nucleus. The record is from RefSeq and is a predicted model, not a curated record.
GCUAACAAUCUCGGUUCUCAGUCAGAUCGAUCCUCAAUAUCAUCCCUAGAACAGUUAUCAAAACAACCACAUAGAUUAAGUGCAAUGGGAAAAUAAGGUUAGAUGUGAAUGAUUAAUGGACCCAUUGAAUGUCGCGACGUACCGGCUGAAGAAUAGAACAAGUAUCAUUUUUUGAUGAUUAAGUGGGGCGAGUGAAGCGCAAUAGGGGCCACGAUGAAUAUAUGUAUACUUGCAAUGAGUGAGACAAACUAUUUUGGAGGGGAGAUAUGACUAUUAGGUUGCGAGAGACGAAAAAAACAAGAAGAAAAGAGAAGGGCGUGCAUUAAUACUUGGCACACUCGUUUUCGGUACUUGUCUAUUGCCAGCCCUGAUACUUGAUGCGCGCGCUUAGUGUCUUUUGUGGCGGGGAUUCUCCCGAAAGAGGGAGACUCUAAUAAUAUGAAGAUGGUUAUCAAUAAAAAAAAUUUUAAUUCCAUAAAAAAAUUAUCAAUUAUUUCAACAAUAAGUUUUAGUUAUUUUAAAAAUUCUGUAUAGAAAAGAAGCAAGAAAUUGUGAUGAUUUUAAAUGAUAUUUUAUUUUUGAGUGAGAUUGUAGACAAAUGAGUCAUGGAAUUGAAGAAGUGACGUUAGAGAAAACAUUUAGGGUAGAAAGUAAAAGUGAAUUUGACGAGGAAUGAGAAUUGGAGAUGCAAAGCGUGAGUGAGAAGAAGAAAAAAGAGCGCGGGAGGGAAGGUAACAUUUGUGAGAGGGGAUAAUGUAUAGUGCUUGAGACGUAGGGAGUUUUAGCAACGAGGAGAGGGCAACGAGAGUAGGAGGGAGGUGAAGCUAAAGCCGUCGACGGUUGAAAGCGCAUACCAUCCCAUAAUUCGGUGCGCCGCCCCGCAAUCAGGUUCGUAAAGAAGAGUAAAACGAGAAGGAAAGGCGGCCGCUGAUGUAAAGACUGACAAGGGAAUAUAAUAUGAUAAAACUGGAGUCAAAAGGAAAACUUGGGAUACUUGAAUUUUUGUGUUAAAAAAUGGAGUUAUAAAAAUCAACACAUUAAGGUAACACACCCAAGUGAAUAAAUCUCAGCAAGAGUUGAUUAAAUCCAAAAAGAUUAGAGCAAAAAUAUAUAGUGAGUUGAUGAAUUGAGUGAAGGUAAAGAAAAAUAAGAAAAAAAGUGAUAUUUGAGUUGAAGUGAGGUGCCAGUGUGGGCACAAUAGCACCUCUGGUACCCUCGGCCGUGGGUCCCGAGGGGGUGGACGCCAUGGCGGCCUCUUCGUCAUCCUCGAUUAGUGAGCAACAGUAUUCGCUCAGAUGGAAUGACUUCCACUCGAGCAUUCUCAGCUCCUUUCGACAUCUUCGCGAUGAAGAGGAUUUUGUCGAUGUUACACUAGCCUGUGACAGCAGCAGCUUCUACGCACACAAAGUCGUUUUGUCAGCAUGCAGCCCCUACUUCCGGAGACUUUUGAAGGCAAAUCCGUGCCAACAUCCAAUAGUAAUUCUCAGGGAUGUAGCAUCAUCAGAUAUGGAGUCCCUAUUAAGGUUUAUGUACCACGGGGAAGUCCAUGUAGGUCAGGAACAACUGGCUGCAUUCUUAAAAACUGCUCAAAUGCUUCAAGUUCGAGGCCUUGCGGAUGUUAACAGCAGUUCAGCAGGAUCAAAAUUACCUUCUGGAUCAAGUGGUCGCGAAAAUGAAUCACCAGUAACGUCAAGAAACACGUGGCACGAUCGAGGUGACCCAAGUGACAGUGGUCUUAGUCCACCACCUGAGAAAAGAUCUAAGAGCUACUCUCCACCCGUGGGAAAUCAUCUUGAACAUAAGGCUGAGCUUCAGGAGUCUCUUUUAGGUCAAGCCCUUGAAGGAGGUCCUACGAUACAUACAACACCAAGCAAUAACAUUCAGGCUCAAUCCACUGGAGAAGACUCUAACUCUGUGUCUGAUAAUGAUGAAGACAUAUCGAACAAUGACAGUAUCCUGAACUCUGUGAAAGCUGAGCCUAAUGAUAUUCUUAAUGACUCCAUGGAGCAUCAUCGUAACACAUUCCCUGCCGCUCUUUUAGGACUUCAAGGAUUAAUGCCAGGGCCUUCCGGAAUUCACGCAGCAAACCAGGAUCCAAAUUACGUUGCAAGACGAGGAUUGGACAUGAUGAGAGUACGAGCGACAGAUCCAAGACCGUGUCCGAAAUGUGGCAAAAUAUAUCGAUCAGCACACACCUUAAGAACACAUUUAGAAGAUAAACAUACUGUUUGUCCAGGUUAUCGGUGCGUUUUAUGUGGAACUGUAGCGAAAUCUCGUAAUUCUCUACACUCCCACAUGUCACGUCAGCACCGUGGUAUCAGUACUAAAGAUCUGCCAGUUUUACCGAUGCCAAGUCCAUUUGAUCCAGAAUUAGCAUCGCGAUUAUUAGCGAAAGCAGGGGUCAAAGUAAGUCCGGCUGAAUUGCGAGCACGUGCAAGUCCAACAGGUCCACGUAGGAAUGAUAUGAGAUUGGAGUUGCCAAGAGGAGGAGCACCAUCUGAAGCUGGAAGUUCUGUCUGUGGUGGUGAUGAUCCUGAAGACUUGACUUUACCUCUGAGUCUAAGGUAUGGCUCUCCAACGCCCAAUAAUAACACAGUUAUCACCAAGGUCAGUCAAAAUAACAAAGCUGCCACAGCUAUUGCUGCCAAGUCCAUGGAAUCGAUGCUAAAUCUACACAGUCGUGAGCCCAACACAGCACCACUACAUCCUAGUGGUCAUUUGUCAUUAACACAUCUAGCUCAUCUCAAUAGUGGUACUGGAUCUCCAGUUCUUGAUGCCUAUUUCAAAAUGAUUGUCGAGAGUGGUGGAUUCUCGAUGGGUCUAAAUCCAGAACAACAAGCAGUCAUCGAUGCAGCUCGUAAAGUAACACAAAUAGACAAAUUAGGAGGUCGUGGUAUUGAAGAUUAUCCAAUGAUUGGUCGAGAUGAAGGUCGUGAUGUCGUACAAGAUGACAGAAAUGAUCAAGAUAGGCAUGGUAAUGUUGAAGAAGACGAAGGUGAAUCUUCUAAUGGAGAAGAAGAGGAUUUCAGUGAAAAUGAAGAACCUGAAGCUUUGAAAGCUGAAUAAUUGAUAAAUUACAUUGAAAAUGGAAAUGACUAAAGCAAUUAGUAAUUUUAUUGAAGUCCAAUUGAAUACCAAGGGCUUUGCCAAUUGAACAGAAAAUCCAUCCACUACCUCAUAUAUAGCUCUAGAAUUUUUUUUUUCAAUUAUUGCCAAGCAGUUGAGAUAUAAAUGAUUAUAUUAAAUAGCAAAACUCGAUCCGAUUAAAUUAAGGAAGUAUGAUCUCCGAUCCUUCUUAUGAUCGAUUAUCACGUUUCAUAGCGAUUUAACCCUGAAACUAUUCCAUCCGUCUACCUCAGUGCACAUAAUAGAACAAUAGGACCAUAGAAUUAAUUAAAUAACAAGAGAAAAAAUAUUUCCAUUUUUUUGUUUUUAAAUAGAAAGAAAAUAUAUUUUGCAAUUGUUGCAACAAAAAAGAAUAAUAAAUAUGUAUUAAAAAAUAAGGAAGAAAUAUCUUUCUUCAAUCAAGAAGAGACAUAGGCAUAAAAAAAAAAAAGAAACGACGUUGGAAGUUAUGACAAAAAAAAGAGGUGCUUAAGAAAAAAAUAAUAACACACGAAAAAAAAUUGUUAAUCAUUUUGAAAUGAAAGUUUGAUUAUUAAUGACAUUAUUUUAAUUUUUGCCUCUAUUCGAAUGUUGAUAAAGAAAAAAUAAAUUAAUAUGUAUAGUGUAGUGAUAUGUAGUGAAUAUUGGUGUACCACAGGACAUACGUAUUCACAUGAGUCGUAAUAAUUCAUUUACUUUGGUAAAUGAAUAAAUAAGUUCGUCUGUUGUGUGUUUAUUUAAUGACUAAACCCACAUGAUGUUAUGGAUUUGUUUUAUUUCAAGAAAUAUCACGACAGAAUUAAAUAAGAUAUGGUUUAAGUCGAAUUUUAUUAAUAUUCUUUUAUUUUAUUAAAAAAAAAAUUAAAGAUUAAACGAUUUCGACUAUUGCUUAUGCGGCUCAAAUAUUUUUAAUGUUGACUAAUUUUUUUUAUUCGUUUUUUUACUUAAUUGAACGACAACUUUAAUCAAUUGCAACUUUGCAAACGUGAAUGUUCUUGCCAUAUUUUUACUUCUUUCUUUUUGUAUUGGCUUAUCAUUAUUAUAAUUAUAAAUAAUAUCAAAUAAUUCAUGCAAAGGAAAUAAAUAAAUUAAAUAAAUAAUUAUGAUAAUGAAUAAUACAAAAUUGAAUACGAAAAAAUAUGUUAAACAAAUUAUUAGAAAUAUUAAAGAGAAGAUUAUUAACAAGAGUGUUUUGCAAACAAUUAACAGAAUUAGAUUCAAGAAAAAUUUCUAAAAAAAAAAAUGAAAUGUGUAACCUCUACAAUUAAGAUUUAAAAAUUGUAUACAAAUACUUUGAGGUAUACUAGAUUUUAGAUUUAAGGAUUUACACGUUUAUGAGCAGUAAAUGAUGCUCAAUGGAAGAAUUUUUUUAUUAAAAAAUAAAUCAAGUCGAUAUGCGGUCUCGUGAGAACGGAAAUCACAAUUUGAGAGAAAAAAAAAAAGAAUAAAUUCCUGGCUGUGGAGUAUUUUUAUUUGUCAAAGUAAAUGAUUUUUGAUAAUUAAAAAUAGUUAAAUAUUUUAAAAAAUAAUGAUCAAUAUUAAUGUAUACGAAAUGGAAAAACCUUUAUAUAUAAAAACGUAUACGAUUUGUAAUUAGUAUGUAAAAAAAAAAUGAGGAGAAUUAUUAGUAAAAAAUUAGUACAAAAUUAAAAAUUUGUACGGUAGAUAAAUAAUUUUUACUCUGGUUAUAAUUAAUUAAGAAGAAGUAUCCACAGCAGGAACGAAAGAAAGUCAUUGAUACAAAUUUUAUGAAUGGAAAAAGCGAAAAAUAAAAAUAAAACAAAAAAUAGGAAACAUUAUGAAUAAAAAAAAAAUAAUAAUCAGGUCUAAUUGGGUACAAAAAUACCAAUUCUUGCCUUGAAGCUCUCUAAUAUCUAUUUUUAUCUAUAAAACGAUAAAUAAUAAAAAACGGAAAUGAUUAUUUCAAAAAAGAAAUUCACUUCUAGAGUACAAAUUUUCAUGAGAAAUAUUGAAGAGUUGUAGAAGAAAAAUUUUAACAUAUUUAUCAGCAGUGGAAAUAAUUAUAACAGUGACCAAAAAACUCAAUGAAAGAAAUUCAUCAAACAAUUAAUUGCGAGAAUGGAAAGUAAUUUUAAUAAACAAUGACCGCAGUUUGAACAAAAAAAAACAAGGAUAUAAAAAUCCUUAUUACUAUUUUUAAUCUAAAUCCGUUAAACAGAUUUUUUUUCAAGUUGUGUAGAAUAAAAUGAAGUAAAUAAGCAUAUUUUUUCACAUACAAAUAAUUAUAAAAAAAAAUACAAUAAUUCACGAGUAAAAGCGAAAAUCGAAUUGUCACGCCUCUUUAUCAGAAUACUUUGAUUAAUAAUAAUUAUAAUAAUAAAAUAUAAAUCAUCUUGUCUUACCAACUUGUCAUAGUAUGCAAUAGUCAGUUUCAAUUAUACAUAAAACAGAGUUUACAGUAUUGCAAUAGAUUUAUUAUAUAGAAUUUUUUGCGCAGGAUUAAUAAGAAAUCGUUCAAAUUUAUUUCCAAUUCUUCAACAAUGGUACUUACACAGUUGUCUGAAAAUAAUUCAACAAAAAUGAUUACUACCAUUACUCAUAUAAACAAUAUAAACAACAAUUGAAGAAUAAAUAAUUAACUAAUGACUGUGUACACAAAUACAUUCUUAAAAAUGUAAAGUUAAAUCACUUGGAGGAUGCAGACAUUUUAUAAUUAAAAAAAAAUUGGAAUCUUUUAUUUAUCAACUUCACAAAUAGAUCAACACAUUUGUAUAUUUAAUGAGACUGUAUAUGUGAACACAAUUGUUAAUCAGUUACACUCAGGUACUUAUUGAACGAUCAUCAAUGAAUAACAUUAUCUUAAAUAUAACAAACAAACUCAGGAAACCAGAAGCAGUCAGGCCGUGAUAUAUUAAUAAUAAUUAGUAGAACAGUUUUUCCUAUUUUCUUUAUUGCUUUUACUAUUUUUUUUUUAUUAACUAUUUUCAUUUUUACCAGCAGAUUUUACCAGGGAUGAAGAGAUAAAAUAUUAUAUACAUAUAAUACCAUAGCUACCUCCGUAUAAUAUAUAAAUAUCAAUUUUUUUUACUGAUUCAAAUUGUUAUUAAUCGAUUACUGACCCUUUUUACAGAUUAUAAAGUCCGAUUAUAAAAAAAAAGAAAACUAUAAAUAAUUAAUAAUGAAUGAGUUUUAAUUAUAAAACCGCACAGCAGACAACAAUAAUUAAUUUUGUUGAAAUGGUAGGAUAAAAAACGAAUAACUCAUCAAGAUAGCAUUUUUUAUUAUAACAUUUACAAAGAAUACUUGAAAUAUAUCUACUUCCACUGAUUAGUUAAUAAGAUAUAAUUAAUAAAAAUACGAAAUAUACGAGCAAUAAAUGAAUAAUGAUGAUAAUAAUAAUAAUAAUAAUAGUAAUAAUAUCAGAAUAUGUUCACAAUUGUUUGGAAAUAAUGGAAACAUUUGAUGUAAAAUGACAUUUAAAAGAAAAAAAAA